Messenger RNA from Coffea arabica (coffee), 1505 nucleotides. RefSeq names its product phenylacetaldehyde reductase. The record is from RefSeq and is a predicted model, not a curated record. Gene Ontology annotation, molecular function: oxidoreductase activity, acting on the CH-OH group of donors, NAD or NADP as acceptor. Lineage: Eukaryota; Viridiplantae; Streptophyta; Magnoliopsida; Gentianales; Rubiaceae.
UCCUGGUCUCAUAGUACAGUGCUUGAUCGAAUCUAGAGGGAACAGGCAGGGACUUGCCAGAACAACCACCGUCCCUAAAUAAAGGCCUUAAUAGUUGGAGCAAACCUUUAACAAAACAUUGGUUAUUUUUAGCGAAGGAUAACGUCUACAGUCUGCACAGACACAAAAGGUGAAAACAAUGAAGACAGUGUGUGUAACAGGGGCUUCGGGUUACAUAGCAUCAUGGAUUGUCAAGUUCUUGCUCCAGCGUGGUUACACUGUCAAGGCAUCUGUUCGUGACCUCAAUGAUCCAAAGAAGGUAGGACACUUGCUUGCGCUUGAUGGAGCUGAGAGACUUCAGUUGUUCAAAGCUAACCUACUGGAAGAAGGUUCUUUUGAUGCUGCAAUUCAUGGGUGCGAUGGCGUUUUUCAUACAGCAUCUCCUUUCUACCAUUCAGUCACUGAUCCUCAGGCUGAAUUGAUUGAUCCUGCUCUAAAAGGCACUCUUAAUGUUCUUGGAUCAUGUGCAAAAUCACCAUCUGUGAAAAGAGUGGUUUUGACAUCCUCUGUAGCUGCAGUUUACUACAAUGGCAGGUCUCGUUCUCCUGAUGUGGUGGUUGAUGAGACUUGGUGGAGUCUUCCUGAUUUAUGCAAAGAAAACAAGUUAUGGUAUGUGCUCUCGAAGACAUUGGCUGAGGAUGCUGCCUGGAAGUUUGUAAAAGAGAAAGGUCUCGACAUGGUUACAAUAAACCCAGCUAUGGUGAUUGGGCCUCUAUUACAGCCAACACUUAACACCAGUGCUGCUGCGAUCUUGAACUUAAUAAAUGGUGCAAAAACAUUCCCAAAUUCAACAUUGGGCUGGGUUGAUGUCAGAGAUGUUGCUAAUGCCCAUGUACUAGCUUUUGAAAAUCCGUCGGCAAGUGGAAGAUACUGCCUGGUUGAAAGAGUGGCACAUUACUCUGAAGUUGUGAAGAUCUUGCAUACACUAUAUCCUUCUGUGAAACUUCCAGAAAAGUGUGCUGACGACAAGCCAUUUGUGCCAACGUACCAGGUUUCAAAGGAAAAAGCAAAAAGCUUAGGCCUUGAAUUCACGCCCCUUGAGCAAAGCAUCAAGGAAACAGUUGAAAGCUUGAAGGAGAAGAACUUUCUGGGCUCUUCUGCUGCACUGUGAAUAUGAUCUCAAACAUGAUGAGGAACAUUUCAGAAUUGGUGUCAUUGCCUAUUGAACAUAUGUUUUGCAAACUCCUAUUUGUACCGGGUCUGUCUGACUGGCAUUAUCUGCCUCGACAGAGAUUUGGGAGAGAUCUACCUAUGAAACAAUAAAGGACUCAUCUUUUUGCUAUCAUGGAAAUUUGAACAGGAAAUGUCUUUUGCUUUUCCUUGUUCAAAUUCAAGGUUAAAGCAAUGAUGAUGAGUAGAUUUUGGUGCGUAAUCAUGUGGCUUACCUCUUUCUCUCUUAUUUGGGGUCAGUGUGUUAAAUUGCCAUUUGAUGAGACUUUAUAAAAUCAAGGAGCAAAUUAAUGUCA